Messenger RNA from Aureobasidium subglaciale EXF-2481, 2273 nucleotides. Its product is annotated as glycoside hydrolase family 13 protein. Bases 1 to 2112 code for a protein of 703 amino acids. Gene Ontology annotation, biological process: glycogen biosynthetic process. NCBI's taxonomy places the organism in Eukaryota, Fungi, Ascomycota, Dothideomycetes, Dothideales, Saccotheciaceae. The record is from RefSeq and is a predicted model, not a curated record. The transcript has 5 exons. Gene Ontology annotation, molecular function: hydrolase activity, hydrolyzing O-glycosyl compounds; cation binding; 1,4-alpha-glucan branching enzyme activity. Gene Ontology annotation, cellular component: cytoplasm.
AUGGAUCCCAUCAACCAAAGCUCCGACAACUCGAUCGCGGGCCAUCCAGCCGCCGACGACAUUCCCAAUGACGGCACUGGCGUCGUCAAGCUCGAUCCUUGGCUUUCACCCUUCAAAGAUGCUCUCAAGAGCAGAUACAGCAAAGCGCAACAAUGGAUCAAGACAAUUGACGAGACUGAGGGCGGUCUCGAAAAGUUCAGCCGAGGCUACGAGACGCUAGGCUUCAAUGUCAAGCCUAAUGGCGACAUAGUGUACCGCGAGUGGGCCCAGAGUGCUCUGAGAGCCUACCUCAUUGGCGACUUCAAUAACUGGAACCGCGACUCGCACGAGAUGAAGAAGAAUGACUUUGGCGUCUUCGAAAUCACCUUGCCCCAGCAGAACGGCAAGCCCGCCAUUGCCCACGACUCGAAGAUAAAGGUCUCGUUUGUUGUGCCGAACGAUCACGCCAGACAGGAGCGCAUUCCUGCCUGGAUCACCAGAGUCACCCAAGACCUAAACGUUUCUCCCGUCUACGAUGCGCGCUUCUGGAACCCUCCUAAGAACGAGCGUUACACCUUCAAGCACCCAAAGCCCCCAAAGCCAAAGAGUGCCCGUAUCUACGAGGCCCACGUCGGUAUCUCGUCGCCAGACCCUAAAGUCGCUACAUACAAAGAGUUCACUCAAAACACAUUGCCCAGAAUUCACCACUUGGGCUACAACGUUAUUCAGCUCAUGGCCGUCAUGGAGCACGCCUACUACGCCAGUUUUGGCUACCAGAUCAACAGCUUCUUCGCUGCAAGCAGUCGUUAUGGUCUGCCUGACGAGCUGAAAGAGCUCAUCGACACAGCUCACAGCCUGGGUAUUACCGUCUUGCUGGAUGUUGUUCACAGUCACGCUUCGAAGAACGUCCUUGAUGGCUUGAACAUGUUCGAUGGCAGCGAUCACCUUUACUUCCACGAGGGUGCAAGAGGUAGACACGAGCUGUGGGACAGCAGACUAUUCAACUAUGGUCACCACGAGGUUUUGCGAUUCUUGCUCAGUAACCUCCGCUUCUGGAUGGAAGAGUACAACUUUGAUGGCUUCCGCUUCGACGGUGUGACCAGCAUGCUUUAUACCCACCACGGAAUCGGAACGGGUUUCUCUGGCGGCUACCAUGAAUACUUCGGCCCUGGAGUUGACGAAGACGGUGUCGUCUACCUCAUGCUCGCCAACGAGAUGCUGCACCAGCUUUACCCAGACUCCAUCACUAUUGCUGAGGAUGUCUCAGGCAUGCCCGCCCUCUGCGUCGCCCUCUCUUUGGGAGGAAUUGGCUUCGACUACAGACUUGCCAUGGCAAUCCCUGACUUGUAUAUCAAGUGGCUGAAGGAAAAGGAGGACAUCGAUUGGGAUAUGGGCAGCCUUGCCUUCACCCUCACAAACAGAAGACAUGGUGAGAAGACCAUUGCCUACGCAGAGUCUCACGACCAAGCUCUUGUCGGUGACAAGACCAUUCUCUUCCGACUCUGCGACGCCGAAAUGUACACAAACAUGUCUGUCUUGACAGAAUUUACCCCCGUAAUCGAGCGUGGUAUGGCUCUGCACAAGUUGAUUCGUCUCAUCACUCACGGCCUUGGAGGUGAAGGAUACCUGAACUUUGAAGGAAACGAGUUCGGACACCCCGAGUGGCUCGACUUCCCUCGCGAGGGCAACGGCAACAGCUUCCAUUACGCUCGCCGUCAAUUUAACCUGGUUGACGACAAGAACCUUCGCUACCACUUCUUGAACGACUUUGACAGCAAAAUGCAAUGGACAGAGGAAAAGUACGGAUGGCUACACUCCGAGCAAGCGUACAUCUCCCUCAAGAACGAUAGUGAUAAGGUCAUUGUCUUUGAGCGCGCUGGCCUUCUCUGGAUCUUCAACUUCCACCCCACAAACAGCUUCACAGACUACCGUGUCGGUGUCGAGCAGGGAGGCACUUACCGCAUUGUCUUGAACUCCGAUAGCCCUGCUUUCGGCGGUUUGGGACGUGUUGAUGAGAGCACUCGCUUCUUCACUACCGACUUUGCUUGGAACGACAGAAAGAACUUCCUCCAAGUCUACAUCCCCACAAGAACGGCUAUCGUAAGUGACCUCCAAAGGAACUACCUGAAAUGACUCUACUGACUAUUACCCAGGUUCUCGCUCUCGAAUCGACUCUGUAAUAAAGCAUUAAGAUCUUGUUUGCUUUUCUAUGAUAUCUAACCCACGGGAAUGAUGAGAUGAGGAAACGACUCGUACCAUAGAUUGUAUCUUAUUUCAUAAAAAAAAAAUGCCCA